AUGACGGCUGAGGGUGCCCAUGGUGAGACCUGUCGCGGCGGAUAUGUCCCGCAUGGUCGACCUCUGGUCGGCAGGCACAGCACGCACAAGCUCCUGGACCCCGGUCUUCGACUCUCCGAAGAAGAGCGCGGGGCCAUCCUCGCCUUCCACAAGGCAGAAUGGUCCAUUCGUCGCAUUGCCAAAUAG
Aphanomyces astaci is the source of this 186-nucleotide messenger RNA. RefSeq lists its product as hypothetical. The record is from RefSeq and is a predicted model, not a curated record. NCBI's taxonomy places the organism in Eukaryota, Oomycota, Saprolegniomycetes, Saprolegniales, Verrucalvaceae. Bases 1 to 186 code for a protein of 61 amino acids. The transcript has 2 exons.